This is a messenger RNA of Loa loa (African eye worm), 879 nucleotides long. RefSeq lists its product as hypothetical. The transcript is spliced from 6 exons. Bases 1 to 825 code for a protein of 274 amino acids. Gene Ontology annotation, biological process: regulation of transcription by RNA polymerase II. The record is from RefSeq and is a predicted model, not a curated record. Gene Ontology annotation, molecular function: RNA polymerase II cis-regulatory region sequence-specific DNA binding; DNA-binding transcription factor activity, RNA polymerase II-specific. NCBI's taxonomy places the organism in Eukaryota, Metazoa, Nematoda, Chromadorea, Rhabditida, Onchocercidae.
AUGCAUGACGAAGAUUGCCAAUUACCAAGCCUUGAUUGGCUAACAGAUUCCGUAAAACAUAAAUCAUCGACAUUACAUUUUCCUGAUCCUCUUGCAUGUCAUUUUUCGCAACAUUCCAAACAUCCGAAAAUUCAUCAUAACCAGAAAAGUGCACCAAAAGAUGUCGAUUUUUCAAAAGAAGCAAUAAAGCCACCAUAUAGUUAUGCUGAAUUAAUAACAUUAGCAAUGCGACAGCAUGGACAAAGUAAAGUAUUACUUAGUGAUAUUUAUGAUUAUGUGAGAAAAAAUUUUGCAUGGUAUCGUAAAACCGAUAUCACAUGGCAGAAUUCAAUAAGACAUAACCUUUCAUUGAAUAAGCAAUUCAUUAAAUUACCGCGUAAAAAAGGUGAAAAAGGAAAAGGCUCAUAUUGGAUGCUCGAUCUUAAUGCGAUGGAUUCAUCUGGUUUAAAAGUGAAAAGGAAUGGUUCAGCAACACAUAGUAAAAUGAAAGUUUUGGAGAAAGGCUGCAAGCCAACUUUAAAUCCUGCAGUUUUAUCAUAUUUAAAGAAGCAAAAUGAGCCAAAAAAUCCAGGGAAUAGCUAUUAUCAGUUACAAACAAUAACUGAGCAUGAUAAAUCGCCAGUAUGGUGGAGAAAUGAAGAAAAUUCAACAUUUCGAAAUUCACCAGAUUUUGGACAACCAUCAUUACCAAGGUUUAUUGAUGCAUUUGCAAACGGUAGCUUCGAAUGUCCAUUAAGUUCAAAUGCUGAAACAGAAGAACAUCCAUGGGAUGAAGUGGAUUUAAAAAUUACCGAUGAAUGUUUAUUUUUUGAUUUAUCCAUGUGAUGAUUAGUUUUGGUGCUUCGGUUGACAAUUUUAUAAAAUGUUUUUACAUUCAGC